Messenger RNA from Ipomoea nil (Japanese morning glory), 1921 nucleotides. Its product is annotated as gibberellin receptor GID1C. The record is from RefSeq and is a predicted model, not a curated record. Gene Ontology annotation, cellular component: nucleus; cytoplasm. The transcript is spliced from 2 exons. Gene Ontology annotation, molecular function: gibberellin binding; hydrolase activity. Bases 352 to 1401 code for a protein of 349 amino acids. Gene Ontology annotation, biological process: positive regulation of gibberellic acid mediated signaling pathway; raffinose family oligosaccharide biosynthetic process; floral organ morphogenesis. NCBI's taxonomy places the organism in Eukaryota, Viridiplantae, Streptophyta, Magnoliopsida, Solanales, Convolvulaceae.
CUCCCACUUUGUCUCCGUCUCUUUCAUCUGGGUCAUUUUGCAGACAGAUUUAAAGAAUCAAUCAUCCUUUCUGCUAAUAAUACUUGGAUAGGAACGAUACCAGUUAUGGAAUCUUAGCUAGAAACAAUGAUCUUUCAAUAAUAUAGGAUCUGUAUUUUGAUCUCUAUACAUAUAUACGUGUGUGUAUAUAUAUAUAUAUAUAUAUAAAUAGAGAGAGAGAGAGAGAGAGAGAGAGAGAGAGAGAGAGAGGGUUGGGAUGUUUUUUGAGGCUGCAAAUGGAAAUGUGAUCUGCUUAUAGUGGCGGGCUAUAUUUUGUUGUUAUCUCUGAUUUAGCUAGGAGCAGAGAGCCCUAUGGCCAGAAGUAGUGAAGCUUCCGUGACGGAGUCCAAGAAUGAGUCAAAGAGGGUAGUUCCACUGAAUACAUGGGUCCUCAUCUCCAAUUUCAAGUUGGCUUACAAUCUAUUACGUCGUCCUGAUGGGACUUUCAACCGCCAUUUGGCUGAGUUUCUCGAUCGCAAGGUCCAGGCCGAUGCGAAUCCGAGUGAUGGGGUUUUCUCGUUUGAUAUUAUUAUCGAUCGUGAAGUAGGUCUACUAAGUAGGAUAUACCGGCCUGCGUUUGAUGAUGGAGGGGUGCCGAGUUUAACUGAGCUUGAAAAACCGGUGUGCUCUGAUGUGGUUCCCGUCAUUAUUUUCUUCCACGGUGGGAGUUUUGCGCACUCUUCUUGCAACAGUGCUAUCUAUGAUACUCUCUGCCGCCGUCUUGUUGGCAUUUGCAACGCCAUUGUUGUGUCGGUUAACUACCGGAGAGCGCCAGAGAAUAGGUAUCCUUCCGCUUAUGAUGAUGGGUGGACGGCUCUCAAGUGGGUGAACUCGAGGAAAUGGAUGCAGAGCAAAAUGGACUCUAAAGUUCAUGUUUACCUAGCGGGAGAUAGCUCGGGUGGUAAUAUUGUUCAUAACGUGGCUUUAAGAGCAGCCGAAUCGGAUAUCGAGGUGUUCGGGAGUAUAUUGCUGAAUCCAAUGUUUGGAGGGGAAAAGAGAACCGAGUCUGAAGAACGAUUGGAUGGGAAAUAUUUCGUAACACUUCAAGACCGAGAUUGGUAUUGGAGAGCCUUUCUCCCCGAAGGUGCAGAUAGGGACCAUCCGGCAUGCAACCCGUUCGGGCCAAACAGUAUAAAACUCGAAGGGGUUAAGUUCCCGAAGAGCCUCGUAGUCGUGGCGGGUUUGGACCUCAUUCAGGAUUGGCAGCUCGCUUAUGCCGAUGGACUCAAGAAGGCCGGGCAAGAGGUGAAACUUAUUUAUCUCGACAAGGCAACAAUCGGGUUCUACUUGUUGCCAAACAACGACCACUUCUACACCGUCAUGGAUGAGAUAAGUAACUUUGUCAUCAGUUCCGACUCUUGAAACUGCCAGAAACAUCAUGGUAUCGGAUUGAAGUUGUUAUCAUCGUAACGCUUGCCAAUUGCGUGUAAUAUUGUCUGUCUGUCUAGUUCCACUCGUUAUUGCUUUGUUAGUCAUACUAAGCUUGUGCCUAGACAAUAACGGUACGAGUAUUUUGGGAACUGGUUUAUUGGUUGUGUUGUAUAGUGCAUUAUCGUAAGAUCGAGCAGGUUGACCUAUAAGCCUCUGAAUCUGCGGAUUACAUUAACAUUUCCGACUUCUGGCCUCGAAACGAGAGAGAGAGAGAGGAAGAAGGGUGAAUGUGGUGCUGAUCUAUGAGAGAGAGACCAGCAUCAUAUCUUUGCUAAUGUUAUAUAGCUAAACAUAUACAACUUUAGUAGUUCAUGGAUGGAGAUUGGAGAACAUCCUUAAUUAGAUCAGUGAAUUUGUAAUAUAACUAGAAUUAUAACCACUUAUGAUGUUUGCUUUUAUAUGUUGUAUUGCAGUAUGCCCUACCAGGUGUGUAUUGUUAGUACUUGUUUCU